Messenger RNA from Carlito syrichta (Philippine tarsier), 3411 nucleotides. Its product is annotated as copine-4. Gene Ontology annotation, biological process: cellular response to calcium ion. Gene Ontology annotation, molecular function: calcium-dependent phospholipid binding. NCBI's taxonomy places the organism in Eukaryota, Metazoa, Chordata, Mammalia, Primates, Tarsiidae. Gene Ontology annotation, cellular component: plasma membrane. The coding region runs from base 194 to 1918 and encodes 574 amino acids. The record is from RefSeq and is a predicted model, not a curated record. The transcript is spliced from 16 exons.
UUCCAGCGUUUUGCUUGUCAUGCUGACGGGUGAGAUGCCUUUCACACUGGCAGAAGACACUGAGCGGAUACCACCCCUUAUGUCAUCAAACAGGGACCGGCGAGUGGUUCUGCCCGGAGCUGGAGCUUUCCUUGCAGCUUGGGGACACCAGCACUACUGCAGCUCUGGGGUUUGGCUGUAGAUAAUUUUGGCCAUGGCUGUGGAACCCAGCAGCUCAGAAUCCACGAGGAGAGUUGGGAGGAGCAUGAAGAAAAUGAGCAACAUCUAUGAGUCGGCGGCCAACACGCUGGGCAUCUUCAGCAGCCCCUGCCUGACCAAGGUGGAGCUGCGUGUGGCGUGCAAAGGCAUUUCUGACAGGGACGCCCUGUCCAAGCCGGACCCCUGCGUCAUCCUCAAGAUGCAGUCCCACGGGCAGUGGCUCGAGGUGGACAGGACCGAGGUGAUCCGCACCUGCAUCAACCCUGUGUACUCCAAGCUGUUCACGGUGGACUUCUACUUCGAGGAGGUGCAGCGCCUGCGCUUUGAGGUGCACGACAUCAGCAGCAACCACAACGGGCUGAAGGAUGCCGACUUCCUGGGCAGCAUGGAGUGCACGCUUGGCCAGAUCGUGUCCCAGAGGAAGCUGUCCAAGUCCUUGCUGAAGCACGGGAACACGGCCGGGAAGUCGUCCAUCACGGUGAUCGCCGAGGAGCUGUCUGGCAACGACGACUACGUGGAGCUGGCGUUCAACGCGCGGAAACUGGACGACAAGGAUUUCUUCAGCAAAUCUGACCCGUUUCUGGAGAUUUUCCGUAUGAAUGAUGACGCGACCCAGCAGCUGGUGCACCGGACAGAGGUGGUGAUGAAUAACUUAAGCCCAGCCUGGAAGUCGUUCAAAGUCUCAGUCAACUCCCUAUGCAGUGGAGACCCGGACCGCCGGCUGAAGUGCAUCGUGUGGGACUGGGACUCCAACGGCAAGCACGACUUCAUCGGGGAGUUCACGUCCACCUUCAAGGAGAUGCGAGGGGCGCUGGAGGGGAAGCAGGUGCAGUGGGAGUGCGUCAACCCCAAGUACAAGGCCAAGAAAAAGAACUAUAAGAACUCCGGCCUGGUGAUCCUGAAUCUGUGCAAGGUCCACAAGAUGCACUCAUUCCUGGACUACAUCAUGGGCGGCUGCCAAAUCCAGUUCACAGUAGCCAUCGACUUCACGGCCUCCAACGGAGACCCCCGGAACAGCUGCUCCCUGCACUACAUCCACCCCUACCAGCCUAACGAGUACCUGAAGGCCCUGGUGGCCGUGGGCGAGAUCUGCCAGGACUACGACAGCGACAAAAUGUUCCCGGCCUUUGGGUUCGGCGCCAGGAUUCCUCCAGAGUACACGGUCUCGCACGACUUUGCGAUCAACUUUAAUGAAGACAACCCGGAGUGCGCAGGAAUCCAGGGGGUCGUGGAGGCCUACCAGAGCUGCCUUCCAAAGCUGCAGCUCUACGGCCCCACCAACAUCGCCCCCAUCAUCCAGAAGGUGGCCAAGUCGGCGUCGGAGGAGACCAACACCCAGGAGGCCUCGCAAUACUUCAUCCUGCUGAUCCUGACGGAUGGCGUCAUCACGGACAUGGCCGACACCCGGGAGGCCAUCGUCCACGCCUCGCACCUCCCCAUGUCGGUGAUCAUCGUGGGCGUGGGGAACGCCGACUUCAGCGACAUGCAGAUGCUGGACGGCGACGACGGCAUCCUGAGGUCACCCAAGGGAGAGCCCGUCCUCCGAGACAUCGUCCAGUUCGUGCCCUUCCGGAACUUCAAACACGCCUCUCCCGCUGCCCUGGCAAAGAGCGUGCUGGCCGAAGUCCCCAACCAAGUCGUGGACUAUUACAACGGCAAAGGGAUUAAGCCAAAGUGUUCGUCGGAGGUGUACGAGUCGUCCAGGACGCUGGCACCGUGACCCCCGCGCCUCCACGGGGCCUGAAACACCAUUCCUGCUAGUAUGUAACGUUGAGCACUCCCACGAUGCCUGUACUUCAAACCCACACAUACACAUUUCAAAAUAGCACGUUUUGGUGAUUUUUAACUAACUGGCCAUUUUUCUUGCAUGUGUAGCCCCGAGGCCUGGAUCUCAUAAGCCCUUGCCUUGUGAAAGAGACUUUUUACAAAGAAAUACAAAUAAUCAUAACUUACUAUUUACAUUACAGCAUGUCGCCCUGAAAUAAAAUGGUAUCUGUAUCUGUUUUUUAUACAGGUUUGUUGACAUUUUGCUAAAUUUCUUAUUAUCUUUACACUGUAAAGCAUUUUGAAACAUUUAUUGGACGUUGAUAGCCAAAACAUAUUCGGUUUUAUCUGCUACAGGGUGAGACACUUUUCAAAAUGGCAGAUGCAUGGACUGUAUUUUGCAUGUUUAAAACAACAACAAAAACGCCCUCAGUUUUUGCAGCUGUUACCUAUGAUUCCUCCCUGCUGAAAACGGUCUCUCUACUAAAGAGGGGAUCGGUCUGCCUCAGGUGGCCUUUUAGAAGCGGGCCAGGGGCACCCAGCCCUGCACCCAGCAGGCUUCACCAUGCACGCAGAUCACCCAGGCAUCUGGAUGCAGCAGCUGGUGGGGCCCAGGACUCCGCAUCUCUCACACGGCCCCAGGAGAGACUGAGGUAGCCCGGGGCUGCCCAAGAGACAGAGGGUGCCAGAAGGGACCACCAGAGCAGGGCGGCUCCCGGCUUCUUGAGGGCGGCGCUUCCUCCCCAGCAGUGGAAGGCCCUGCCGCCUCCGAGGCGAGAGCAGAAAGCUGUGAGCCUGACCCUAGGAGCAGCACACCUGGGUCAGUCUCGUUGCUUUGUAGUCACACCUCAUCCCACGAGGCGAGGGGUACUCCGCGCGGCCUGGCUGGCCUCGGUGAGGUGACCCGCCAGAGUCCUCACUGGAGCUAUGACAGUGGCCUGUGUGAGGCUCCCCCGAGGCCCGUCCACCAGGUGACCCCUGAGUGCUCCGUGAGACUCCUUUUAUCCUCCGCCCACCACUUCUGAGAGCAAGCCCUCCGAGCAGAAGUGCUGGGGCUGUUGCUUCGUUCCGGCGUAAGCUGGCCAGUCUUGAACCGAAAGAAUGAGUGUAUGACACUCGUCUAACCUCGCAGAAAAAUAAACAAGUGUCUUACAAGCACAAAAAGCACAAAAAGUGGAGCUUAUUUGGGGUCAGAGAGAUGAAGAAGUGAAUUACAAGGCAAAAUGCACUGAUGUGUCAUUUGUUUGAAGGAGAGCGGCAGUAACAAGCAAAUCAAUUGUCUUGUAUGAUCUCCCGAGUUAUAAUUAUACAGCCUAAUCUUGCAAAUACAUGUCAACUAAAUGCACAACAUUUUGGAAUGAUGGCAAAAAUAUAUGACUGGAAAAUAUCAUAAUAUUUAAACUGUAUCCAUUUUAUGAAUAAAUUGGGUACUUACAGAAUUUUUUCUAA